This is a messenger RNA of Symbiodinium sp. CCMP2456, 623 nucleotides long. Lineage: Eukaryota; Dinophyceae; Suessiales; Symbiodiniaceae. The record is from the annotation of a GenBank genome assembly.
GCCAAAGCGCAUCGCUCGAGCAGUUGCGGUGGAGGCCAAAGCGCUCUUCCAGUUCAUCGCCUCCCAUGGCGCCGACCCGUCACGCAAGCGGCUGUUUGCAGGCUUUCGUGCCCGGGCUGCGCAGAAGCGGCAGCACCCUUCUUUCCAGGAGGCAACGCUGAGCCAAUCUCCUCGCGCAGCCGAGGAGGAGGACAGCGCCGGUUCGGACAACGACGACGAGGACGAUGCCUCCUCGCAGACAGAUCUCGGCGAGACCAGUGAUGAGGAGGAUCUGACACAUGGAGGCGCCGAGCAGCGAGGAGCAGUUGCAGGAUCGUUGGCUCGAUGUGGCUUGGCCUUCGCUGGGGCGCUGCUGCACACCCUCGCCCCUAGCAGCGCCGCCGCCGUCCUUGAGGCGCCUUUGCGGGAGCUCGAGGUUCUCCCGCCCUUUGCACUCGCUGCGGGCAGUGGGAAAAGCGAGGCAGACUGGACGGCCGCGGCGUCUCUUCAGCUGGAGCAGCUUCAGGAGCGGCUUCCGGGCGGCUGCGGUCCGGCGCUUCGAGGACUCGCGGCCUUGGCUGUGGCAGCGGGAGCCGCGGGGGCGGCGCUGCGGGGCGCGGUGGUGCUCUUACGCAACCGCAAAG